Messenger RNA from Cucumis melo (muskmelon), 1735 nucleotides. Its product is annotated as E3 ubiquitin-protein ligase RHF2A. Lineage: Eukaryota; Viridiplantae; Streptophyta; Magnoliopsida; Cucurbitales; Cucurbitaceae. The record is from RefSeq and is a predicted model, not a curated record. The transcript has 8 exons. Gene Ontology annotation, molecular function: ubiquitin-protein transferase activity. Bases 305 to 1474 code for a protein of 389 amino acids.
ACGGGUUUACCAAUAAGGAUAGACACGGGGGCAUGGCAUUGGUGCGAAAGCGAGUGGCGAAACUACUAAACGCCUUAAAACUCUUAAACCCAAACCCACCCCAUGACCGACCAAACCCAAACUCACCCCUCCUCACCUGCUUUUUCCCAAGUCAAUACCGGAGCCCCCACCUCCAUCUCCACCUCCACCUCCACCUCCAUCUCCACCUCCACCACCGCCGUCCUCUCCCUCACCUCCCCUUCAAUUCUCCUCCUCAUUUCCCUAGGGUUUCAUUGAUUUCAAUCCAAUCAACAUCGCACUGCUCAUGGAGUCUCCAACGAUGGACGAAACUAAGAAAUCUGAAGCGCAUUUAACAUCAGCUGCUGCUUUUGUCGAAGGUGGAAUCCAGGAUGCUUGUGAUGAUGCUUGCAGUAUAUGUCUAGAAAACUUCUGUGACAGUGAUCCUUCAACGAUGACCAGUUGCAAACAUGAGUUCCAUCUGCAGUGCGUUCUUGAAUGGUGUCAGAGAAGCUCUCAAUGCCCCAUGUGUUGGCAACCUAUUAGCCUGAAGGAUCCAACCAGUCAGGAGUUGCUUGAAGCUGUAGAACAAGAGAGAAGUUUUAGACUUAAUCCAGCUAGAAACUCAACAAUAUUUCGACAUCCCACACUUGGUGACUUCGAGUUACAGCAUCUGCCGGCUGGUGCUAAUGAUGCUGAUCUUGAAGAGCGUAUACUCCAACACUUGGCUGCAGCAGCUGCCAUGGGACAAGCACGUCAUAGUGCUAGAAGAGAAAGCCACAGAAAUCGAUCAGGAAUUCAUGGCCGUCCCCAGUUUUUGGUGUUUUCUUCCCAUCCCAAUUCUUCGUCGACCUCUCCACCUCCUGGUGAUGAUCGGGAGGGUGAAGCAGCCCCAAGAAUCAUGGUAGCUUCUAUAUCACCACCUCCACCUGCAGGAGAAGAGGCCCCACAAUCCAAUGCUUCAGUAUCUCCAGUGCAAACUGAUCAGUCUUCUCCUUCAGCUCCUCAAUCCAGCUCAGCUUCUGCUAGCCAACUUGAAUCUCCUCCAAGUGAAAGGAGAUCUUCCAGUCAACCAGUGCCCAAUAGUCAAGAUAGAGCUGGACCAUCAGAAUUACAAUCAUUCUCGGAUUCUCUCAAGUCUCGAUUUAAUGCUAUGUCAAUGAGAUACAAAGAUUCAAUCACAAAGAGCACAAGAGGUUGGAGGGAGAAAUUGUUCUCUCGCAACACUUCAAUGUCAGAUAUUGGCUCUGAAGUUAGAAGAGAAGUCAAUGCAGGCAUAGCGACAGUAUCACGCAUGAUGGAACGUCUUGAAACCAGAGAUGCUAGAAAAAGCAGCAGUCCGGAGUCUAGUAGUGUAGGGGAUAGUAACCCGGUUUCAGAAUCAAAUAACAGAUCGAUGCCAGAGAAUGGAGGAAACAGUUCUUUGACCGACACAAAUAAAGAAGGGCCACGCCCUGCAGAAUCCAGUUCAAGUUGAACAUUCUCAGAAUCGGCUUCACUCGAAGUCCAUGUUAUAAGAGGUGAAUAUUGCUAUUGAUUGUUUCCCUCUUUCAUAUGUACAAGAAAUGCCUGGAGUAGACUGUGUUUUAAAAUUUAGGAAAAGAAAGAAACUUCAAAAUAUUAAAAAUAUUUUGAGUUUUAGUUUAUUUUAUAAUUAGUUAGAGUAUAUUUAUAUAUUAGUCAAUGUAUCAUUUAUAAUUAGUAAUAUCAUAGAUUAUUUACUUAUAAAUUCAUUGAA